Messenger RNA from Rotaria socialis, 264 nucleotides. Lineage: Eukaryota; Metazoa; Rotifera; Eurotatoria; Philodinida; Philodinidae. The record is from the annotation of a GenBank genome assembly.
AUGAUCGUUAUUGAUUGGCUUCAGACACGUGAAUUUGUUCGUGAAAAUUCUGAACGUUUUAUCUUAUAUUGUUUAUGUGGCUGCUUCAUUGGUGUUAGUAUUAUGUUGCUGAUGGUUAUUAUUAUUUUAUAUUUCGAACAACGGCUUAAAAUGAGAUCUGAUUAUCAAUCAUCGCCAACAAGCAGUGAAUACGAUGAUAAAAAAUGUUACAUGCCUGUUUAUCGUUAUAAUUGUCGAACUCAUGAUGAUUUUUAUCAGGUGUAA